AUGACACCAAUGAAGAAUCAUAACUUCCAUAACAGUUCUAGCACCAUCGCCACUAGGUCUUUUGUCUCCACCGACAAUUCACGCCGCGGAUUGAGACUCGAAGGCGAGGUGUUUUCCCCCCAUCGAGAGCGUAACACCGCCUGGACACCUGAGACCGACCUCCCACCUCGCUUGCCGCCAUUACUGCAUUCUAAUCGAAACGCUGCCCAAGGCUCCCUAGGAUGGCAUGGUGUUACACGAAAGCUGAAUCCCUCGUUCGGCUCAAAAGUCAAAGCCAUUGGGGCGGAGAAUGGCGUCUCUGAGGCUGCGUUUUAUCUGACUGGGCUUAGUGUGAUGAUCAGCCGCAUUUUGGAGAUCGAUGCCGAAUUCUGUAUUGCGGUAGAUGCUCCCAAGACGUGUGUGGUGCCGGUAAGGUUGCAUCCAGGCCUGAUUCAGAGUGUUCAAUGUGCCCUGAAGGAUACGGAAAAGUGGUUGAACAGAGCCUUGAAUCAUCGUACCAGUGGCCAGUCUCGAGAAAACGAGGGCUCGUUCUCGACGAUUACAUUCCACCACAGAAUUGGUGGCGCAUCCCAGGAGAUUGUCGAGGCUGUGCCUUCCGGCAAAGACACGAAUCAAGGGAGCGUUGAAAUAAAUGUGAGCAUAAGAGAGUGCUCUCUGGGUGGGUCGGCAACAGUUACCUUUCAUGUUACCAAGUCGCUUUAUUCUCAGCAUGAUGCUGAGCUCUUGACCGACUGCUUUAUACAUGUUCUUCACGGCAUGGAAAUCAAUAUAACAUCGCCAUUAAUUGAAUGUGCUCUAUACGACCAAAGAGAGGUCUGGGGACAUCUAGAAGUAGGCCGAGGUCAACGAAUCAACCAUGCAUGGCCACCGACACUCGUUCACAAAAUCGACCAAAUCGUUGCAUCCCAGCCGGAUGCGAUUGCAAUUGAAGACGACGCAGGAAAUGCAUGGACCUACCUCCAGCUUUCCAACCGAGUGCAAUUAUUAGCACGAACCUUCUUGGACGUCGGUGUUACGGCUGGCUCGACAGUUGCCGUCUUCUGUGAACCCGGUUUCGAUAGCAUCUAUGCACUGCUAGCAAUUACGCGCAUCGCUGCUAUCUAUGUUCCGCUGGACUUGAACCACCCAAUGGAACGGCUCGCUCUGAUUGUGGAUGACAGCAAGCCCCACACUAUCAUCACCCAUGCAUCAACUCAUGAGAAGGUCAAUGCGCUUCAACACUCUGCCAACGUGAUAGACGUUACCAGUCUACCCAGUACAUCAGAGCCAGUCCCAAUCACAUGUUCUUCGUCGGACGCCGCAUUCGUCCUUUACACAAGUGGUUCAACUGGUCGUCCGAAGGGGGUGCUCUUGAGCCAUGGAAACUUCCUGGGCCAGAUCGCCUCCGUCCAAGGCGAAUACGACCUAAACAGGGAGCGUGUUCUGCAGCAAAGUUCUCUCGGAUUUGACGUGUCGCUGCAUCAAACUUUCGUGGCUCUUACGACGGGAGGAGCCUUGGUUAUAGCGACAAAUGCUAUUCGCCGUGAACCAAGUCAACUGGCUGAGCUUAUGAGAGCGACAAGAGUGACUUUUACAUUGGGUGUGCCUUCCGAAUAUGCCAUUCUUCUGCGGUAUGGAGAGUGUCAUUUACAGCAAUGUCCGGAUUGGCGAUAUGCUGUAUGUGGAGGCGAGCGAAUGACGGUCUCGCUUAAACGCGCUUUUCGGAAACUGGGGAAGACAGGACCAACACUCUUGAGUUGCUACGGUCCUACAGAAGUCUCGCUGGCUUCAUCAUAUGGUGUUCUUUCAUAUACCGACCCCGCGGCUGGAUCCGAAGACGAGAAUAGCCCCGUGGGAUUUACUCUGCCAAAUUACGCGGUCUACAUUCUGGACAAGGAACGGAAUCCCGUCCCAACCGGCUUUCCAGGAGAGGUAUACGUUUCCGGCGUCGGCGUCGCAAUGGAAUACUUGAACGACGAGGCCCGCACGAAGGAGCGAUUUCUGCCCGAUCCCUUCGAUCACGAGGGAAAGAGCCAGAUGUACCGCACUGGGGAUCGAGGACGUCUUCUACCUGAUGGAUCACUUGCUUUCCUGGGUCGUAUGGAGGGUGACUUUCAGAUUAAGCUCCGCGGAAUACGGAUUGAACCGGAUGAGAUUGCAAGUACCAUCGUUGCUGCAUCGAAAGGGGUGCUCCGUCAAGUGGCUGUCGUGCUUCGUGGCACCGAGAAUAAAUACCUCCUUGCGUUUGUCGUAUUCGCAAAAACAUGGCUUGGAAAUCGAGAGCGUUAUCUAGCGGGUCUUCUGGAAAGACUGCCGUUUGCGCCGUCAAUGAGACCCGCUAACCUCAUCCCAUUGGAUAGACUUCCUACCAAUGUCAAUGGCAAACUGGAUCGGCGAGCGCUAGAUGUCUUGGUAAUCCCGAGUACUCAGGUGAACAGUAGCCGGUCCUUGAAACAGAGUUGCAAUGAUAUCGAAACUAGACUGAGCAGGGUGUGGAAGACAGUCCUGGCCGAGUCUAACGGCACAGACACAUUCGAGAUUGGAGCGGACUCGGAUUUCUUCCAGGUCGGUGGGAACUCGCUUCUUCUUGUGAGGCUACAGGCUGCUAUGGCCCAGGCCUUCGAUGUUACAAUUCCCAUCAGAGAGUUGUUCCAAAUCAGUGUACUACGACACAUGAGUGCGCGUCUCACUUCGAGGCAAGCCGAAACGAAGGAAAUAGAUUGGAAUGAAGAGGUCCGAAUGCAUCUACAGCAUUUGAACGACCCUCUUCCAUGUCUAUCCAAUAACUACCUGUCGCAGCAAGGAUCACAAGUUCUCCUCACGGGCGCAACUGGGUUCCUGGGAAAAUACAUCCUGAGUAUCUUAGUCGACGACCCCAAAGUCCAUACUAUCCACUGCGUUGCAGUCCGUCAACAUAAUAUUUCAUCAAAGGGGAGCCUGUUCGGAAUAUCGUCCCCGAAGAUCCAGGUCUGGCCAGGUGACCUCUCCAAGCCCUACCUAGGACUCAUGGCUUCCACAUUCACCCGUCUGGCUCAAUCAAUCGAUCUGAUCAUCCACAACGGAGCGGACGUUUCUUUCCUCAAGACCUAUCAUAGUCUCCGUUCGCCAAAUGUCCAAUCAACCGUUGAGUUAGGAAGAAUGGCCCUAGCCAAGGGUAUCCCUCUGCAUUUUAUCUCAUCUGGCGGAGUCCUGCGUCUUGUCUCUCCUAGCUCAUGCUCUACUCCAGGAUCUGAGGAUAGUGAUCGCUCUGGCUAUUAUUCUAGCUCAGAAAGCAGCAUUGAGGGCUUUGCUGACAGCUCAAUCUACGAUCCACCGACCGACGGCUCGGACGGCUACAUUGCAAGUAAAUGGGUCAGCGAGCAAAUCCUGACGCAAGGACGCUCAUUCGGUCUGCGAUACCAUAUUCACCGACCCAAAACGAUGGUUGGUGAGGGGGUGCCAAGUACAGACCUUCUGGAUAAUGUCCUGCGAUUCUCUCGCCUUUUGAAAGCUGUCCCACAGUUCGAUAGCUUAGACGGAAUUAUCGACAUGAUUUCUGUCAAGGAUGUCGCUAGAGAUGUUAUAGUUUCCGCUCGAGAGGAAGUAGCCAGUGGAAUCACGCACUAUUCUGGGACGCAGGUGUCUAUUUCCGACCUGGCUGGAUACAUAUCCGAGACCGCGGAGCCGUUGAAGUCGCUGGAAAUGAGUGAAUGGGUCCACCAAGCUACCACUGUCGGUCUUAACUCUCAGGUCGCAUCGAUCUUGCUCACGGAGGAGGGCCGAAAGGGUCAUGGGUUGAUCAUCCCACAGCCAUGA
Messenger RNA from Aspergillus affinis, 3774 nucleotides. RefSeq names its product acetyl-CoA synthetase-like protein. The coding region runs from base 1 to 3774 and encodes 1257 amino acids. The transcript has a single exon. Gene Ontology annotation, molecular function: phosphopantetheine binding. The record is from RefSeq and is a predicted model, not a curated record. NCBI's taxonomy places the organism in Eukaryota, Fungi, Ascomycota, Eurotiomycetes, Eurotiales, Aspergillaceae.